AUGAAGCCCAGCUCUCCUUCUAGCCCCGAAGCAAUCAAGUUCAAAGACGUGCUUGUUAUGAUGCUUGCUGCCAAUGCUCCCAAUCUCGAAUUUCUGUCUUCAUAUCCCUUGGAUAUGCCCCGCAGUACGCUGAAGUCACUUUUCCAGCGAGCCGCUAAGUCGGGUGUCUCCUGUUUACAGAAUUUAAGGAGCAUCAGUUUCCACCCGGAUGAUGUCCUUGACCAAGGCACAACCUAUGUGCAAGAGUCAUACUUCUCUCGACUGGACAUAGUGCGAAAGCUGCCUGCUAUUGAGUCUGUCUCUUUCACUUUAGCUAUGAGGGAUGACGACCCCGGACUACCGCUUCCUCCGCGCUGUGCCAACUACAGCAAAAUUCAGAUCGACCACUCAUGCAUUCCGGAGCAUGACCUCUGCCGAAUCAUUGAGUCGCCAAUGACGCUGGAAAACUUCGUCUUCACUGUGGGUGGGCGAAAGUACCCCGAGGGGGGUAUUCCAAUCUUGGGCAUGACGCCGCUACUCAGAUCACUUUGGCUUCACCGACAUACGCUUGAGGAGCUGGAUUUGGAUAUGGAAUAUCAUGCGACAUGGCAAGAGUUUUACGAUCCUGAUUAUCAGCUAGAUGAAGACGAAGGGCUCGAUGAGUACGAACAGGAAUGCUAUGAGGAACAGUACGCCAGUGAGAUUCUCGAACUGGCCGCCCAAGAGCCAGAGGCCAGGCCAUCAUGUAUCUCCUUGAAAGACUUCCCAAAACUGAAGCGGCUUAGCCUUGGCGCCCAUGCGUUGUGUCAUUUUGCACGGGGCGUGGGAUCAAACCAAGACAGAUUUCCCGAUGAUCGCAUUGGCCUUCAGUCUUUCAACCUAGCAGAACAUCUGCCUCCCAACCUCCAAUAUCUUCGUGUUUAUGGACGGGGGGAGGGACCGCAUGAUCUCGACUUGUCGGACCACGAGCUCUAUCUGGACGUGGAUGAUCAACUGGAAAGAUUGUUGCGCGAAAUGAAUUCCAAAUCAUUGAUCAUUGAAGGCAUUGAUGUCUCCAUCCCUAAUGCAAAGACGGUUGACGAAUGGGAAGAUGACAACGAUCGAUCGCUCUACUGGAAAGACCCAGACGACGAUAGAUUUGACGCAUGUUAG
This is a messenger RNA of Penicillium brevicompactum, 1131 nucleotides long. RefSeq lists its product as uncharacterized. The record is from RefSeq and is a predicted model, not a curated record. Lineage: Eukaryota; Fungi; Ascomycota; Eurotiomycetes; Eurotiales; Aspergillaceae. The coding region runs from base 1 to 1131 and encodes 376 amino acids. The transcript has a single exon.